Aspergillus heteromorphus CBS 117.55 is the source of this 895-nucleotide messenger RNA. Its product is annotated as O-methyltransferase. The transcript is spliced from 2 exons. Gene Ontology annotation, molecular function: O-methyltransferase activity. Lineage: Eukaryota; Fungi; Ascomycota; Eurotiomycetes; Eurotiales; Aspergillaceae. The coding region runs from base 53 to 787 and encodes 244 amino acids. The record is from RefSeq and is a predicted model, not a curated record.
CUUUCCGCUUACUUCCUCCCCCCCCAAAACCCUGUAUUGCCCAAUUCGCACCAUGGAAGCCAUCUACGACAAGUACCCCUCCCUGCGCAAGUUCGAGGAUGACAGCUACAAGGAGUCUCACGACGGCAGAGAGAUCGCCCUGCUCAAGUACAUCUACGACCACCCCUCCCUCCCACAGGCCCGAAACUCCCCGUCCACCGUCCUCAGUCUGAUGGACGAGUUCGCCGCCAAGCAAGACUUCCUGAUCAACAUCGGCGCCGACAAGGCAGGUAAACUACAGAAGCUCAUCGGGGAAGAGAAGCCCACCGUGGUUGUGGAGCUGGGCGGCUACGUCGGAUACUCUGCCAUCCUGUUCGCCGAUGCCUUGCGACAGGCCACCCCAGAAACGACGGAUCUCCGCGUGUGGAGUCUCGAGGCGGAUCCGCUGAUGGCUUCGAUUGCCAUGAACUUCGUGGAGCUGGCGGGGCUGAGUGAGAUUGUGAAGGUCGUCGUCGGGCCCGCGGCUGACUCGCUCACACGGCUCAAUGCGGAGGGAAAGCUCUCUGAUGUUGACUUUCUUUUCCUUGACCACGUCGAGGAGCUUUACCUGGAUGAUUUGCAGGUGGCGGAGGAGCUGGGUUUGCUUCAUCCUCGGGCUUUGGUUGUUGCGGACAAUGUGGUGCGUCCGGGUGCGCCCGCCUACCGGGAAUAUGUGCGUGGGAGCUCCAAGUAUGAAAGCUGGGGGCUGAAGGCUUUGAUUGUACCUGGGGAUUGUGAGGAUGAGCUCGAAAUCUCCCGUGUCAAUUAAACAUCAUCUCAACGUCUGGUUGAACAACGGCAUGAGAACCUACAGGUAUAUAGAGAUAUAUAGAUCAGAACACAUCCCAGAACAACUCAAUAUAUUAAACCAAUCUCU